Messenger RNA from Paramecium tetraurelia, 1719 nucleotides. RefSeq lists its product as uncharacterized. The transcript is spliced from 4 exons. NCBI's taxonomy places the organism in Eukaryota, Ciliophora, Oligohymenophorea, Peniculida, Parameciidae. Gene Ontology annotation, cellular component: nucleus. The record is from RefSeq and is a predicted model, not a curated record.
AUGCAAUAAUUCUAAUAAAUCCAAGAACCUUUUGUUUGUGCUUGCGGUUUUUCUUGCAAUUACAAAUGUGAGAAAGAGCUGGAGAUUCACAUAGAUGCAUGUCCUGUUUACAGUGCUUACAGCGAAUUUAUGAAAUAUAUUGAAAGAAAGGACAUUUAAAAUGCUAGUCUGGAUUAACUCAGAGUAUUGAGAGCAGAAGCAAAGGUGUAUCUGUCUAGAUUGGAUAUGAUGCUAAUGAUUUAUUCACAAUAAUAAUUGCCAAUUUUGCAGAAGACUCCUUCUUAAACCGUCUAAUGUGAAAAGUGCAAGAAACAAUUUGGAGCCAAUUCAGAUUUUGAUAAAGUCUGGUAUCUGGAAAAUUGUUCACACAUCCUCUGCAAAGAUUGCAUGUUAAAGAUUUGUAAGGAUGACUUCCUACCUAGGAAAAGCAAUGUUACUUGUGUGUGUGGCGAGAGAUUCAAGGAUCAAGAGAUUAAAUAGAUUUUAGGAAAGGAGCUUUAUGAACAAUUAACUGAGAAACUCAAUUUAUCCCUUUAGAAUAUCAUUGAGUGCUGUCAUUGCAAAGAACGAUUCUGUUUCUAGAAGGGAAAUAUAGAGGAGAAGAUUUAGGAUCAGAAUGGUAAAUUAGUACAGGGAGAACAACUGAAACAUUAUAUUGAAAAUCGAUUUAAAUGCUCAAAGUGUCACACAGAAUAAUGUCGGAAUUGCAUGAGUGUACCCUAUCAUACAAACAUGACUUGUGAAGAAUAUAAAAUCAAUAAGGCAGCAGUUAAAUGCAGAUUGUGUGAUUAACCCACAGAAGUAAAGAAGAAUCAGCCUGAAGCAUUAUAAACAAUUUGUUAAUAAUAAGAAUGUCAAAAUAGAGCUAAAAAUUUAUGCACUAUUAAAUUUAACUGCGGACAUUUUUGUUAAGGAUUAAAGAACACUCCUUGUUUGCCAUGUCUUAAUGAGAAGUGUGCCAAGGAUUAAAAUGAAGAUGACUAUUGUAAUAUAUGCUUUACAGAAGGAUUGAAAUCACAGCCUUGUGUUCAGACUACUUGUGGACAUAUAUUCCAUGAAGAUUGUUUAAGAUAAAAAUUAGAUGCCAAGUGGAAUGGUCCUAGAAUUGUAUUCAAUUUUAUGAAAUGCCCUUUAUGCAACAAAUUUUUGGAUGUCUAGGUGCCUCACUUCAAAAAGUCUAUUGAAUAAGGAAAGGCUUUGUUGAAGGAAGUCUAGGAAUUGUGUUUACAGAGAUUGAAAUUAGAGGAAAAAGAGAAGGAUAAAGAAUUAUUGGAUCCUACACAUUAGUUUUAUCAAAAACCUUUAGACUAUGCUAUGCACAUCUAUUGUUAUUAUUUAUGCUUCAAAUGCAAAAAGCCAUAUUUUGGAGGAUUAAAGAAUUGUUAAUAAGCAGCAGAUUAAGAUCCUAAAGUAGAAUUCAAGUAAGAAGACUUGGUAUGCACCAAAUGCUGUCCGUUAUUAACUCUUGAAGAUAAAUGUAAAAAACAUGGAGUUGAUUUUAUUGAUUUCAAAUGUAGACAUUGUUGUUCAAUAGCAUUAUGGUGGUGUCAUGGUACAACCCAUUAUUGUGAUCCUUGUCAUAGAAACAUCAAAACUAACAUGACCAAACCAUGUCCAGGACCAGGCAAAUGUCCACUUGGAAUUCCUCAUAAGCCCAAUGGAUAAGAAAUGUCCUUAGGUUGUUCUUUAUGUAGAGCAGAGAGAUUGAAAGCCAAAUGA